Molecule: messenger RNA, 1340 nt
Organism: Suillus clintonianus
Lineage: Eukaryota; Fungi; Basidiomycota; Agaricomycetes; Boletales; Suillaceae
Exons: 6
Coding region: 98-1030 (310 amino acids)
Source: RefSeq, a predicted model, not a curated record
UUUGACGCUUGUCACACAGCAGGACACAGCAGUACACUGCCAUUACACCCUUAUAAAACCUCGAUCGUCACUCACUGGCAAACCAUAUACCCACCACAUGUGGAACUGGCUCACCCACUGGCAGUCGAAUCCGGCGCAUGCGCAACGCAUGUUCGUUGAUCUUAUAUUUGCUUCAACCGGAAAGUAUCCCAACUGGGACCCACCCUCGGAGAUUCCAGUUGGGUCGUACGGAAGGAUCGACAAAGACACGGGAAAUCUGAUCCCCGAAGGUUCCAUAUACUCAGAUGAUUUCAAAGAACGUCUCAUCGCUGCAGGUAUCAACCCCGAUUCUAACGAGCAUCAACCCAAAGACUGUCCGGAAGAGUCUGAGUUCACAGCUUGGUCGAAAAAUGUCAAGAGACUCGAAUUGAACGUUGAAUCUCAUGCAGAUGUGUCUGGGAUUGCCACAGCUAGUAUCAAAGGAACAUGGCAGAUCAAGAAAGGAACUACGGGCGCUGUCUUGCUCAUGGAUAAGCCUCGUAUAAAGCACAUCACUCCAGCCAUCCUCGGGAAGCUCGCGAGCAUCGAGCUCCUGAAGAACGUGCAUCUCGUUGUCAAGGUCUUUUAUUGUCCCGCCUACUCCUUGUACCUCUCAGAUAAAAGCGGAGAAAAUAUCAGCAUUGCUCUUCUAGCUUCCGCCCCCAUUGUGGCGCCUGUGAGCACCGUUGGUGCGACGGCUUCGAUGAGAUGGUGGAAUGACAGACAAGCUGGAUUAUCACGCAAUGGAUGCAAGACGGAGCAUUGCUUCACUCCCUUGUAUGAUCUUCGUCAAUUUAGGCCCCCCCGAAACAGGCGGGCCUCACCAUCCCCCGAACGCACAGGCGAACAAUUAUGGGUUACCCCUCCCCUCCCGUGGGCGCCUCUCGAUGAGGAUGGCCAAGAGGUGCCGGUAUAUAUCAACGAUACGGAUUCAAGCGACUCUGAGCAAGAAGAAGGUCGCCAAGAACACACCCCCAGCGGAGAACCAUUGGCGGCAAAACCCGGAUACUAACUCGCCUUCCAAGGAUUAACAUGUUUGUGCUGGGAUUCAUGACGAGCUUGCAUCUUAUUUGCAAGACAUAAUGACUCUCAUACAGACUGUACAGUCUGUACUGAAUACCUCGGAAUACUCACAAUAUCACUAGCCUUUACUAUAUACAUAUGUACUCUAACCUGUGCCACUAUUAUGAAGUUCACCUACCUAUACCUUGAAGAAAGCGGUCUGACGAAUCUAGAUAGCGCGCUGUGCAUGCACUAGUGUGGAUAUGGAUGAUUUGCGUACUUAUGUGAAGGCUAUUGUGAACAAAUACGAUCCAUAAAAU